Nymphaea colorata (pocket water lily) is the source of this 1062-nucleotide messenger RNA. Its product is annotated as NDR1/HIN1-like protein 10. Gene Ontology annotation, biological process: defense response to other organism. Lineage: Eukaryota; Viridiplantae; Streptophyta; Magnoliopsida; Nymphaeales; Nymphaeaceae. The coding region runs from base 16 to 1014 and encodes 332 amino acids. The record is from RefSeq and is a predicted model, not a curated record. The transcript has a single exon.
GUAUACCAGCGAACUAUGCCAUAUGAUUUCAGAAAUCCUGCACUUCCAAACCAUGUGCUCCCUUUCUUCCCAAAGCCAACUUAUGGUGUCGCCUUUCAUUUUAAUUCUCCUCCACACCACCCUUUCUGUCCAUACCCAUCUCAUUCCUUCCAAAUAUUUCUCCUCUUGGUUUCCAAAAGCUUCAUGCCAUUUGAACAAGGGCAGAUCCAGAAGCAAGCGAACAGCCCGAUGAAGCAGAGCAGCAGCCCACUGCAAGGUACUGUAAUCUCUGCCGGCCAACAGCACAACCAUCAAGUGUACCGUGAUCCCUGUGUUGACUACGAUGUUGAAUCCAACAGCAGCCAUGGCCGCAUCCUCAGCCUCUUGCUCAAGUUUGUCAUUGCCUUCUCUGUCAUCCUCUGCUUUAGUGAUCUGAUUGGCCUGUUCCUUCUCAAACCAGCCAUGGUUGAGGUCAGGUUUGAGAAGGCAUCACUAACAAAGUUCAGCUUCACCAACAAGAACAUCCUGAAUUUCGAUCUUGCGUUGGAUGUUAGAGUGAGGAACCCCAACAAGAAAAUUGGCAUCUAUUAUGAAAGCCUUGAAGCAGUUGCAUUCUACGAGGGCGAGCGGCUCGGGGCGGUUUCGGUGCCGAGUUUCUACCAAGAGCCCGAAAACACGACGUAUGUUCACCCUGUAUUUCGGGGCCAAUUCCCGGCCGGUCGCGGUUAUGGCGUUUUCCGGGAUUAUAUUUUAGGGAGACAUCAAGGUUGGUUUGAAGCUGAGGUUAAGUUUUUCACCAAGUUGUGGCUGAAGAUAGGGCCUCUGAAUGGAGAGAGAUAUGAACCAGAGUUCACUUGCCCUUUGUUGGUUCGUUUGGGCUCUGUAACUCCAUUAAGAAAUGCAGAGCUCAAAUGGUCAAGAUGUGAGGCUGAAUUUCACCCUCUGAGUUUUUCCCCGCAGAUUCUAAAUUAUGUCGUCCCCUUCACUUUGGUUGUAUUAUAUUUGUUGGUACUAGUUUUUGUACAUUUUGUCUGAUUCAGUUUUUGAGCAAAAACGAAACUGCUUAUGUCGCUAAAGAUAGAG